Saxophila tyrrhenica is the source of this 2592-nucleotide messenger RNA. RefSeq lists its product as uncharacterized. Gene Ontology annotation, molecular function: carbohydrate binding; hydrolase activity, hydrolyzing O-glycosyl compounds. Bases 1 to 2592 code for a protein of 863 amino acids. Lineage: Eukaryota; Fungi; Ascomycota; Dothideomycetes; Mycosphaerellales; Extremaceae. Gene Ontology annotation, biological process: carbohydrate metabolic process. The record is from RefSeq and is a predicted model, not a curated record. The transcript has a single exon.
AUGCCUCAGCAGGAAUUCGUACCUAAAUCUUACGCUUUGAAAGAGUCCAGCUCGCCAGACGAUGCAUCCAUUCAUCUGCAGAGCAAGGGAGCAGAUGUUCCUUUCGACUUCGCCUUCGAGGUUGUACGGCCGGGACUGUUCAGGACCACCUUCACCUCAUCAUCUCAUCCUCUACCAUCAUUCCCAAGCGCUGCGAGACCUGAACGGCAAAUCGCCGCCAUCAAAGUCGUGGACGGACCCAACGACUCCUCGAAGACCUUCCAGAAUGGCGACAUCGAGGCCACGGUCGACUGGAGCGGUCCUCCCCUCGUAUCCAUUGGUUUCAAAGGUCACGAACCUCUGCACACUGACCUCCCUUUCCGCUCCUACGUAGUCGAUGGUCCUGGCAUCGCACAUUACACUCGCUACCACCGCAACAACCUGCACGUCGGGCUAGGAGAGAAGGCAGCACCGAUGGACCUUUCCAACCGCCACUUCACGUUGUCGGCCACAGACUGCUUUGGAUACGAUGUGCACAGGACUGAUCCAAUGUACAAGCAUAUCCCACUGCUGAUCCGAGCAACGCCGCACGGAGUAGUUGCAACGUUCUCGACGAGCCAUGCGAGGGGCUACUACUCCAUCGGCAGUGAGAUGGAUGGCAUGUGGGGACUAUUCAAGGUCUACCGUCAGGAUUAUGGCGGCUUGGAGCUGUACACCAUGAUUGGCCACACUCUUCAGGACGUCGUUACGCUCUACGCUGAUCUGGUGGGCUACCCACUGCUGGUUCCCCGCUGGGCCUUCGGGUACCUGGCCGGCGGGAUGAAGUACUCCAUGCUCGACUCACCACGCGCAAGCGACGCACUCAUGCAGUUCGCGGCAAAGCUGGAGGAGCACGACAUACCUUGUUCAGGCUUCCAGAUGUCGUCCGGCUACACCGUCGCAGAAACCGAGCCCAAGACCCGGAACGUCUUCACCUGGAAUCGUCAUCGUUUCCCAGACCCAAAAGGCUUCUGUGACGCUUUCCACAAACGCGGCAUCCGGUUGAUCGCCAACAUCAAGCCGUACAUCCUAGCUUCUCACCCAGAGUACGAGAAUCUGGUCAAAGCAGGUGCACUAUUCGUCGACCCCAAGACGAAGGAGUCCGCUGUCGCUCGCCUCUGGUCUGCUGGAGGAGGCGAGUCAGGCGAAGGCGGGCACGUCGACUUCUCCUCCAAAGCUGGCUACGACUUCUGGUACAGCGGCGUCAAGGAGCUGCGCAAGACCGGCAUGGACUGCAUGUGGAACGACAACAACGAGUACGUCAUCCCAGACGACAACUGGAUGCUCGACCUUUCCCACGACUCUGUCAAAAAAGCCUUGACAGACUCCAAAUCCGACCGAAAAGACAUCGGCCUCUGGGGCCGAGCAAUGCACUGCGAACUCAUGGCCAAAGCCUCCCACGACGCCCUUCUCGAAGCGUUUCCCAACGAACGUCCCUUUGUCCUCACCCGCAGCGCAACAGCAGGCACGAUGCGCUACGCCGCCUCCUCCUGGUCCGGCGACAACGUGACGAGCUGGGACAGCAUGCGCGGCGCCAACGCCUUAUCUCUCACAGCAGGUAUGUGCCUUCUCCAAAGCUACGGCCACGACAUCGGCGGCUUCGAGGGACCACAGCCAUCCCCUGAGCUGCUGCUCCGUUGGGUACAGCUGGGGAUCCACAGCCCGCGCUUCGCGAUCAACUGCUUCAAAACUGGCUCUGAUAAUAAGGUGGGCGAUGUGAUCGAGCCGUGGAUGUACCCGCACAUUUUGCCUGAGAUCCGCAAAGCCAUUCUCCGCCGGUACGAAAUCAUCCCGUACCUCUACAGCCUGAUGCUGCAAAGCCACCUCACCGCCGUCCCGCCUCAGCGCUGGGUCGGAUGGGGCUACGAGAACGACGCAGAAGUCGGGACGAACAAGACGCUCAAGGACGGCGAGACGCAGUACUGGCUCGGCGAUACACUCCUCGUAGCCGGCGUCUACGAACCCGGCGUCGAGAGCGCCAAAGUCUACCUGCCUAAGCAGUCGAACUCAGACCCUGGCUUCAUCAACCUCAAUAGCCCGCACCAGACCUUCUCCGCAGGGCAGUGGGUCACGAUCCCCAGCCCCUGGCGCAGCAGCAUACCCCUCCUCGCCCGCAUCGGCGGCCUCAUACCCGUCGGUCGGGACCACCAAGUCUGCAGUCCAGGCGAUACAAUCAACGAAGCCGAUCUCCCGCAAGACAGCUACCGCGGCGUGGAGAUCUUUCCGCCGCCGGAAGAACAUCUCGCCUCGGACGGAAGCACGACGUACGUCAAUACCUGGCUCGAAGACGAUGGAGUCUCGCCUGCUCCGGCGAAGACGGCGAAGUUCAUCUUUGCGUACACGGCGACGGCGACGGAGGUGGCGGUGAGUUUUGGGAAGGACUUGUCUGCGGGGUUUACGCCGCCGUGGUUGGACAAGGGGUUGACUGUGAUUUUGCCUGUUGGAGACAGGAGGCGGGUGGUGUCGAGUGACUUGGGUGUGGCGGUGGAGGCGAGGAGGCAGGACGAGUUGGGAAGGACGAGGUGGCAUGGCGCGGCUGUGAAGACUGAGGAAGGCGGGCCUAGUAAGCUUUGA